Camelina sativa (false flax) is the source of this 1017-nucleotide messenger RNA. Lineage: Eukaryota; Viridiplantae; Streptophyta; Magnoliopsida; Brassicales; Brassicaceae. The record is from RefSeq and is a predicted model, not a curated record.
AUGGACAGAGAGAAGCCACCGGUUACGGUUACAGAAACGUCACCUUUUCUGACGCUUCCUAAUGAUUUGCUUUUCAACUGCUUAGCCCGCGUCUCAAGAUUGUAUUACCCGAAUCUUUCCCUUGUUUCCAAGAGAUUCCGCUCUCUCCUUGCUUCCCUUGAGCUUUACGAAACCCGAACUCUCUUAGGCUCCACCGAGAGUUGUCUCUAUGUGUCUUUACGCUUCUAUGAUGAAAUCGAACCACGUUGGUUCACUCUCUCCCGUAGACCAACUCAAAUCACUACUAAUCCUAAACCUACUAGAUGGUUCGCUCCAUGCUUUGGACCGUUCCUUACGAACAAGGAUAAAAAAAAGUCAAGUCACAAAAAUCGUUUGGUUUCAGUCCAAACUCGUAAUAAUUCUCCUUUUCUGGAUAACGGUCUAGCCGCAGUUGGAUGUAAUUUCUACCAAGUUAGCGAUUUCUCCACAAGGGUCAUGUUCAUGGACUGUCGGUCUCACACUUGGCACGAGUCUUCUUCGAGUAUGCGGGUGGCACGGUUGAACCCUGAGAGCUUUGCCCUUGAUGGAAAACUUUACAUAUAUGCGGGUCUAAGACAUUUUGCAGUUUACAAGCCCAAGGAAAAUAGAUGGGAUAGGCUAGGACUGGACGAUGUACCUUGGGGUGGUUGGGCUCUUCGUCCUUCUUGCGUGAUAGAUAACGUCUUGUACGGUUAUGGAUUGUCGAGAAAGCUUCUAUGGUACGAUAUGGAGGGAAAAUGUUUAAGAGAUUUAAAGGGUUUGAGAAAACUGCCUAAAUUGCCUAUUCUAGAUUAUAAAGUUAGAUUGUUGAACUAUGGUGGAAAGAUUGCGGUUUGGUGGGAGAAGAACGUGCUUCAAGAGAAGAUGAUUUGGUGUGCUGAGAUUGCUCUCGAAAAGAGAAAUGAACAUGAGAUUUAUGGCAAGAUUGAGUGGUGUGAUGUUGUGCUUACAGUCCCCACAUCAUGUGAUCUUUUAAAUUCAUUUGUUGUUACGGUUUGA